This is a messenger RNA of Cryphonectria parasitica EP155, 663 nucleotides long. RefSeq lists its product as uncharacterized. Bases 1 to 663 code for a protein of 220 amino acids. The transcript is spliced from 2 exons. Lineage: Eukaryota; Fungi; Ascomycota; Sordariomycetes; Diaporthales; Cryphonectriaceae. Gene Ontology annotation, molecular function: demethylase activity; oxidoreductase activity. The record is from RefSeq and is a predicted model, not a curated record. Gene Ontology annotation, biological process: oxidative demethylation.
AUGGAAGAACUACCUUUGGAGCCGCACGGAAUUCUCUGGCAGGAAGACUUUGUCUCGCCGCAGCAUGAGGAAAAACUCGUGCAAAUUUUCCACAACGAGCUCGAAUGGCCUGACCGCACAGGGCGAAUCUCCUUGCACUAUGGCUAUACCUUCGAUUAUAAGACCUUUGGCGUCGACCCAGACAUCCCUUACAAGGAGUUCCCAAACUGGCUGAAACCACUCAUCCCAACAUACGAGGGCCGCCCUCCAGAGCAGGUCUGCCUGCAGUACUACCCACCAGGCGCGGGCAUCCCGCCUCACGUCGACACCCACUCUGCCUAUGACCAGCUCUACUCGCUGUCUCUGGGCUCACCUGUCUUGAUGCAGUUUCGCAGGGGCGACCGCCGCGUCGACGUGGACCUCAAGCCGCGCAGUUUGAUGAAGAUGUCGGGCGACUCAAGGCUGCACUGGACGCAUGGCAUCAAGAAGCGCAAGACGGACACCCUCCCUGAUGGUACGGUACGGACGCGUGAGGAUAGGUGGAGCAUCACAUACCGGUGGCUGAGAGCUAGUGGUGAGUGCGAGUGUGGGAAUCCCGAGCUCUGCGACACUGCUCAGCGACGCGGCGGCAUCGAGAGGGAGUAUCGAUGGAAGACGAGAUGCGACUGGCGACAGCACCCUUGA